AUCCAGGUCCGUUAGUUGGCCCGUUCAGGGCGCACCCUACGAAUCACAGUAUAAUACUGCUUCCACAUGUUUGGAAAAAAUGGCGGCAUACUAGCGGUAGCUCAAAAGCAGCCAGUCCAAAGCGCAAGCUUCAAGAGGUAGCUUCAGAAAAGCGAUGCUGGGAACACGAUCGGCCCUUCGUGUGGCACGAAGACUCUCAGCUGGCUACUUUCGCCGCCGCAACCCACUUUCCGCCGAUCGGGUAGCCUCCGCUAGCAAAGUCCCCGCACGCUGUGACAGUGACAACUUCUAUUACCAUUCAUUUCGCCCUUGUUCAGCAGACGGGUUCAAAUACAGUUCCUCCGUAUUAUUUUCCACUGCGAGCACAAGCGCGGAAAAUGGAUUGGAUGACAAUAACUGCGGCGCCGCCGCGGAUGGUGUUCAACUAAUUAAUUCGGAAUCGCCGGCGGAGUCUCUUUCCACAACAAGCAGCAUUUCGGAUGCUUAUUACGCGAUUGAGCUCGCAUUGGAUUCUGUGGUUAAGAUUUUCACCGUUUCCAGCAGUCCUAGCUACUUCCUACCUUGGCAGAAUAAAUCCCAGCGCGAAUCUACCGGCUCUGGCUUUGUUAUUCCUGGAAGGAGGAUCCUGACAAAUGCUCACGUUGUGGCCGAUCAUACCUUUGUACUAGUAAGAAAGCAUGGCUCUCCAACCAAGUAUAAAGCUGAAGUCCAGGCAGUUGGCCAUGAAUGUGACUUGGCUAUUCUAGUGGUUCAGAAUGAAGAGUUCUGGGAGGGUACAAACUCUUUAGAGCUUGGAGACAUUCCAUUUCUUCAAGAAGGUGUUGCUGUAGUUGGUUAUCCUCAAGGGGGAGACAACAUAUCUGUCACAAAAGGUGUUGUCUCAAGGGUUGAACCUACACAAUAUGUACAUGGUGCAAGUCAACUCUUGGCAAUACAAAUUGAUGCAGCUAUAAAUCCUGGAAAUAGUGGAGGGCCAGCAAUCAUGGGCAACAAAGUUGCUGGGGUUGCUUUCCAGAACCUCUCUGGUGCAGAGAAUAUUGGUUACAUAAUUCCUGUCCCUGUAAUAAGACAUUUUAUAUCUGGAGUAGAAGAGAAUGGAAGUUAUGUUGGGUUUUGCUCUAUGGGCUUGUCAUGCCAACCUACAGAAAAUUUGCAGCUUCGCGAAUACUUUCAAAUGGGUCCAGAGUUGACUGGGGUGCUUGUGAGCAAAAUCAACCCACUUUCUGAUGCUUAUAAGGUGUUGAGAAAAGAUGAUAUCAUUCUCUCAUUUGAUGGCAUACCUAUAGCCAAUGACGGAACAGUUCAUUUUCGAAACAGAGAGCGAAUAACAUUUGAUCACUUGGUUUCUAUGAAGAAACCUAAUGAAACUGCAGUACUCAAAGUACUGAGAAAUGGUGAGAAGCAUGAGUUUAGCAUCAAACUUUUUCCACUGAAACCCCUUGUUCCGGUUCAUCAAUUUGAUAAGCUUCCCAGUUUUUUCAUUUUUGCUGGUCUUGUCUUCAUUCCUUUAACUCAACCAUACCUUCAUGAGUAUGGAGAAGACUGGUACAAUACCUCACCUCGGCGGUUGUGUGAAAGAGCACUCAGGAAACUUCCAACAAAACCUGGAGAACAACUUGUUAUUCUUUCUCAGGUCUUGUUAGAUGAUAUUAAUACUGGGUAUGAGCGUCUUGCAGAAUUGCAGGUCAAUAAGGUUAAUGGUGUUGAAGUUGAGAAUUUGAAACACUUACGCAAGCUUGUGGAGGAUAAUAGCAAAGAGAGAAUAAGGUUCGAUCUGGAUGAUGAGAGGGUGAUUGUUUUGAACUACGAUUUGGCAAAAGUAGCCACUUCCCGUAUACUAAAACGCCAUAGAAUACCUUAUGCUAUGUCUAGUGAUCUUAUCAAUGAUGAAUGUGCACCUGCACUUGAGUUGGCUUGCUCAAACUGAUUUUUCUUCAAACUUCUAUUCUUUCUUACUGAAAUUUUGUAUUUUAAAAACUCACCAUUUCAGUUAUUAAAUCUUAGAAUAUAAUCUCUAUGCAUUGGCUGAA
This is a messenger RNA of Ipomoea nil (Japanese morning glory), 2030 nucleotides long. Its product is annotated as protease Do-like 10, mitochondrial. Gene Ontology annotation, molecular function: serine-type endopeptidase activity; protein binding. The coding region runs from base 155 to 1927 and encodes 590 amino acids. NCBI's taxonomy places the organism in Eukaryota, Viridiplantae, Streptophyta, Magnoliopsida, Solanales, Convolvulaceae. Gene Ontology annotation, biological process: proteolysis. The record is from RefSeq and is a predicted model, not a curated record. The transcript has 8 exons.